This is a messenger RNA of Morone saxatilis (striped sea-bass), 1668 nucleotides long. Its product is annotated as hyaluronan-binding protein 2-like. The transcript has 13 exons. Gene Ontology annotation, molecular function: serine-type endopeptidase activity; calcium ion binding. Lineage: Eukaryota; Metazoa; Chordata; Actinopteri; Moronidae. The record is from RefSeq and is a predicted model, not a curated record. Gene Ontology annotation, biological process: proteolysis.
AUGGCCAGAGUCUACAUCAACAUGGGCUGCUUAAUAGCUUUGCUCUUACAGCUGUUUGCACUGACUGCGCUUGGACAGGAGUUGUAUGUAAUCACAGAAACAGAUGACGCUGAUGAUUAUUAUUAUUACGAUUAUCCCACUGAAAGCCCUGCAGAAGACUUGGAUUUGACUCUAGAUGACUGGUUGUAUGAACUCAUGAAUAUCUCAGAUGAGUGUGAUCCAAACCCGUGUUUGAACAGAGGCGUCUGCGACCACGAUGCUGAUGGGGCCUUCAAAUGUUUGUGCCCUGAGCCUUAUUCAGGAAAGAAGUGUCAGACAGUGAAAGAUGUUUGCAAGAACGUGAAGUGUGGCCAUGGAAGCUGUGUCGUCACAUCUACUGCUCCGUUCUACGAGUGCAAGUGCAAGGCUCCUUUCAAACCACCCAACUGCAAGAAAGCCUCCUCCUGUAGGCCCGAUCCCUGUCAGAAUGGAGGCUCUUGCGUAAAGGGCCCCAAACGCUCCUCCUUCCACUGUUUUUGCCAGGAUGGAUUCAGUGGAAAGUUCUGUGAAGUCGGGCCAAACGACUGUUACCAAGAGGACGGAGAGUUUUACCAUGGCAUGGUGAGUGUGACAGUUGAAGGGGAAGAGUGUCUGGACUGGAAUUCCUAUUUCAUCCUGCAAAAAGGGGGAGAUCCCUUCAAGGAGUAUGGAGGUUUUGAUGGAAUUGGGCCACACAAUUACUGCAGGAACCCCGAUGGAGACUGUCAGCCUUGGUGCUUCAUUAAUAAAAGUGACAAACUGAAGUGGAACUAUUGUAAAGUUAGGAAAUGCUCUGAAGCUGCACCCACCACAGCAACAAUCUAUGAAACAGAUCCAACUCCAGCCAAACCGGACGCCACUGCUACCCACUUCUCCCAAUGUGGAAGGCCGCAGCCCGGCCGCUCGGCCAGGAUCUUUGGAGGGAAGAAGUCUCUUCCUGGGGCUCAUCCUUGGCAGGUUUCCUUGCAGACCAGAUCCAAAGGCUUCUCCGGGCCCUUCAGCCACAUCUGUGGGGGCAUCCUCCUCAAGUCCUGCUGGGUGCUCACUGCUGCACACUGCAUUAAAAGCGGAAUGGAAAUGCAGGUGGUGCUGGGAGGAGUGGACAUAGAGAAGGAUGAAGUAUACGAUCAGGUCAUUCCAGUGGAGAAGGCUAUUGUGCACGAGGAUUACAAGGAGAGCCCUUUUGCUCUUCAUAAUGAUUAAUGAUCCAUGCUUCAGCUGAAAGUCCUGGACAAACCCUACUGUGCCAAAGAAACCCGCUUUGUAAAGACUGCCUGCCUGCCAAACCAGGUCUUUGACAGUGGGACUGAGUGUGUGAUCUCAGGAUGGGGCGUGACUGAAACACAGAAGUACGGUACCAACCAGCUGCUGGAUGCUCGCGUUCUCCUGAUCUCCCAGGAGAAAUGUCAAGCUCCCCACGUUUACGGAAACUCGCUGGAUGACAGCAUGUUCUGUGCAGGCAACAUGAAAGGAGGCGUUGACUCCUGCCAGGGUGACUCUGGCGGCCCUCUGGUGUGUGAGCGUAAUGGGACCCACUAUGUUGUUGGUGUGGUGAGCUGGGGAGACGGCUGCGGCAAGAAGUACAUGCCUGGUGUCUACGCCAACGUCCGCAGAUUUAUUGACUGGAUCGCUUAUCAUUUAAUCUCAUAA